Molecule: messenger RNA, 1629 nt
Organism: Aspergillus campestris IBT 28561
Lineage: Eukaryota; Fungi; Ascomycota; Eurotiomycetes; Eurotiales; Aspergillaceae
Exons: 2
Coding region: 1-1629 (542 amino acids)
Source: RefSeq, a predicted model, not a curated record
AUGACCCAUACGAUUGAUCUGGGAGAGACAUCUCUUUCUACGUCUGAUCUCACAUUGGAGAUUACGCUCCACACAUCAAUCGAGGUUGCUUUUACUGGUCCAUGGAGCGAAGAAAACGUAGGGAUUCUCGAAGAGGCGAUUCACUCAGGCAACGUCUGGCUCGACCAGACCCCCGAGCUCAGAUUAUACAUCUACAUCAAAGCUACUCAGAGCCAUAUCUAUCCUAUAUCAAAUGUGACAUCUAAUGUUGCAGACAUUAUCUACACCUCCAAGAUCUGGCACGAUUUAGGUCUUACUGUUUACCUGAAAAGCUGCAAGUAUAAUGAGCAAGAGGAUGGGAUUCAGGUUUCGCUCGGUGCGCGAAAAGCCUCAACACGAUCUGCAUUGGUGAAGCGGUCGAGAAUUCCGACUUGGUUGCGGAAUCCUCAGGAAGCUCACCCUCCUCCCGCUGUCCCAGUCGCUUCUGUCUCUACAAUCAAUGUUGUUCUGGGAAUCAAUACGUAUGACGAGCUAUAUGCAUCGACUUUCCCGGUUUGGAGCCCUGAUGUUCCAAAUUGGAUUGAGCCCUGUGUUCCAAGUACUACACCGGUGGAUAACGAAGACGGAGAGCUGAAUAUCCUCGACAAGCUCUAUCAAAUACAAGAAGGAGAGAAUAGUCAGCCGGACACAUAUAUCAACGAUGACUUUACUUUCUCAGCAGAGGACGACCACAACCACACAUCCCACGAAUUUGUCUCCCUUUUCACAAACGGUCUAAAGGGAAUAGUCGCCGGUCCAUCCCAACAGGGGAACUGCCACACGACUACCGCCGAAUUCGAACCCACUCAAUCUCUAUCCCAGAUAGUCCCCACAGUUUUCAGUCCCGGAUACAGAGAAGUACUGAACCCCCCCCCCAAAUCGCUCAGUCAACUAACCAGACGCCCAACCCAUCAGGCAAUGAAUCAACGCGCCCAACUAAUCCCAUCAAUCGCCAAAUCAAUCACCUCCCUGCUAAAAACAACACGCAACCCCAUCCUGCGCGAACAAGCCUCCAAUCUUCAAUAUCUCUACCCCAAACUCCCAAAAGCAGCUCAAAACUUUCAUCCCCCGCCAGAAACAGACAUCAUACACCUCCGUGACACAAUCAAGACAUCCCUCUGGCGCAUUGCGCAAAAACAACUCUACGACCCACAAGCUGCACUCAAACUACAAUCCCACCAAGAAACAACAGCAGGCCUAUCCUUCGAGCGCAGCCUCUUAAGCGAAGACUCACUUCUCGAGGCAUUCGGAGAGGAUGUUCUCGGAGAGAAUUAUCCCAGAGAAGAUACCAUAUCAGACUCUUACAUCGGCACGGACGACGAUGCGGCGGAAGGAGAAGAAGAAGGAGAUAUAUGCUCACUCUUAUCGUUCGAGAGAGAAACCACCAUAUCUCCAAGUAGUACGUUUACUCAACAAGAUAUCGUUAGAUUAGAUUUGUGUCCCGACCAAGAACCGCUGCUUUGCUCGUUGCUGGAACAUGCGCCUCGUGGAAACGAAGUGUCUUUGUUGAAUGGGGUUGAAUAUGAGAUUCACAGCCCGGGAUCUCUUUCGUGGCUAAGAGAAGAAAGGGAUUGUGUGGGCGACGAGUCCGAUUAUAUGCUUUGUGACUAA